UAGAACCUCCCAUCGUCGUCAAACGCUGUUUCAAUAUUUCGCUUUGUUUAUGUCGCUCGUGGCCAUCGGAACGAGGACGAGCAGCCCAGCCGGACGCGUGAAUUACGCUAAACGAAGAUUUGGCAUCUGUAGAUAGGUAAAAGUUUAUGAAGAACAGUUACUAGUCGUUGUUCAGAAUACUCAAGUUAUGGAAGUUACAACAGAAGAGGCACAGGCUGUGCUUUUGGAAGGAAUGGAAGGUGCUCAGUACAUCACUAUCCAAAGAGCCGACGGAGAGUCCUUGAGCAAAGGAGUACCACUGUUAACUUUGAAUGGUGAAUUAAUCUCCGAAGGCAUGGUCGUGGAUAUGAUUAACGCUGGCGUUGGCACAGACUAUGGCACUGGCACGCAAUAUUAUGAGGCGGACGACUUGCUGUCGCAUGAAUUAACAGAAAAUGUGAAUUGUGUGAUUCAGGAAGAUCGCAGACUUGCCGCGGCCCUGGUCGCGGUACAGUUGCAUCAGCAGCAGAAACAGCAGCAACUCCAUCUCCAGUCACAGAACGAGGACCCGACUCUAUCAGACGUUUCACAUCUCGAGACCCUGGCGCCAGUGAAUUCGUACUCCAUUCAAGCAGUACCAGAUUCGAACGCUACUCCGUCCGUGUAUUCACCUUUGCAACUUUUCAAGAGGAUUACGCAGAAUGUAAAGCAAGAGUUUAUCAACGUUAAAAGUGAAUACGACGUUGAAGUUUCUACGGAAAGUAGUGAGGAUGCCAUAUUGGCAUCCGGACCCAAGAGAACCCUGCCACACAAAAAGAGGAUACCUCGGAAACUAAAGCAACAGCAGAUAAAGAAGAAUGUGGUGCGAAAAGACUACAGUAAAUUGGUUCAAGAGAAUGCGGCAGUUGAAUCGAUUAGCGAAGUUCAGACUAAUGUCUUUAAAUGUGAAUUGUGUAGUUCUAAGUUCAGCAGUCAGUUGAGGUUCUUCGAGCACUUAAAGGUACAUUAUGAACCGGUAAAACAAGAAACGCGAAUAGCUCAAGCAACAAAUACUAAUAUCUCCAUACCAGUGCCAGAAACAGUACACAGUUUAGAGAAUACCGUGAUUGAAGAAUUCAGUGAACCUGAAGAUCUUAUGGAGGGUAUCCGAAACGUGGUAGAAGAAACUGGUGCGCGUAUUGACGAUGAUGCGGACUCUCCGUUAUCUACUACAAACAACGAAUCAACCAUGUGGGCCAUUACUGGCGUCACAGAAGAGGUACAACAAAGGGACCAACAAAUGAAACCACCGGAAGAUAGCAAUGAUAAGAGUUCCAACGAGAAGGCAGAGACUGACAUUCCACAAACGGCCAAAAAAAAGAAAUCAUUAAAAACUCGAAAGUCAAGUAACGAGUUAACAUGUACUCAGUGUAAUCGUUCAUUCCACCAUAAAAAUAGUUUAGUUUACCAUAUGCGAUCUCACAGCGGUGAACGGCCGCAUCAAUGCGAUAUUUGUAGCAAACGCUUCUUUGCUGCCAGUGCGUUGAAAGUACAUAAAAGACUUCACAGUGGUGACAAACCAUACAAAUGCGAAGAAUGUGGGCGACACUUUCGACAAUGGGGCGACUUAAAGUAUCACUCGACGAGUCUUCAUUCGGAGCACAAACAGUAUCAGUGUGAAUAUUGCGCCAAAGAGUUUGCCCGAAAAUACUCUUUGAUCUUGCAUAGGCGUAUCCACACCGGCGAGAAGAACUAUCGCUGCGAAUACUGUAAUAAAACGUUCCGCGCAAGCAGUUACUUACAGAAUCAUCGUCGUAUACACACCGGUGAGAAGCCGCAUCCGUGCGUGAUAUGCGGCAAGCCGUUUAGAGUACGAAGUGAUAUGAAGAGACACAUGCAGACGCACAAUCGACCGAAAAAAUUGCUAAACAGAAGUCCGACGAAGAAAAAUGCGGAGCAGAUACAAGGUAACAAGAGAACACAGGCAAAAACGAUUCAGGAUCUCGUGAGAGAUCUGAAACUGAAAGUUGAAGCGACGGGUGUUGUGGAGAUUGUCUCGGACAAUCAGGAGGCCAUUUUGCCGCAUACAGGCGCACAAAACUUGGAAUACACCGUGGCGUCUACAGCGGAUACUGUAAACAGAGAUCCUUUGGAAGCGGUUGUGCGAACGACUGAUAGUAUGCAAUAUUUUUUUAUGUAAUCGUGGAAGUCUCAAGAGAAGAAAAUAUAUUUCAUU
Molecule: messenger RNA, 2194 nt
Organism: Cyphomyrmex costatus
Lineage: Eukaryota; Metazoa; Arthropoda; Insecta; Hymenoptera; Formicidae
Product: zinc finger protein 354B
Exons: 9
Coding region: 188-2158 (656 amino acids)
Source: RefSeq, a predicted model, not a curated record